Molecule: messenger RNA, 897 nt
Organism: Acanthosepion pharaonis
Lineage: Eukaryota; Metazoa; Mollusca; Cephalopoda; Sepiida; Sepiidae
Source: the annotation of a GenBank genome assembly
AUGCAGCCAACCUCUGAAGCAAAGAGACAAGCACUUCUGACCUACAGGCAAAACCCUUGCGUCAGUACCCGUGAUGCCCUCAGAGUUGCUCACAGCAAGGCCCAACAGACUGCACACUGCUGUGCCAAUGACUACUGGCUGAACCUGUGCAGCAGGAUUCAGAUGGCUGCUGACAGUGGAAACGCAAGAGGCAUGUACACUAGCAUCAAAACUGCCACCAGCCCCACUGCCAUCAAGACGGCUUCACGGAAAUUUAGGGCAGGAAAGGUCAUUACAGACCAGUGCAACCAGCUGGAGUGCUGGGUGGAGCACUACUUGGAGCUUUAUGCAACCCAGAACGUGGUGACGGAUGCCGCCCUGGAUGCCUUGCCCAGUCUCCCAGCCAUGGAGGAGUUGGAUGCCCCGCCCUCUGCAGAAGAUCUCAGAAAAGCCAUUGACUGUCUCUCCUGUGGGAGGGCCCCUGGGAGGGACAGGAUCCCAUUGGAAGUUCUGAAGAGUGGCAAGCCAGCUCUGCUGUGGCAUCUCCGCGAGCUCCUGUGCCUGUGCUGGGAGAAGGGCCACGUCCCCCGGGAUAUGCAAGAUGCCAACAUUGUCACCCUCUAUAAGAAUAAAGGUGACCACAGUGACUGCAAUAACUUCCACAGCAGUUCCCACCUCAGUGUUGUUGGGAAGUUCUUUGUCUGCGUCUUCUUGCCACAUCUGCAGAGCCUUGCCUCCCAUGUGUACCCUGAGUCGCAGUGCAGCUUCAGGGCAGGCCGAUCUACAGUGGACAUGAUCUUGCUGCGCCAGAUGAAGGAGAAGUGCUGCGAGCAGCAGAAACCACUGUAUAUCACCUUUUUUGACCUGACAAAAGCCUUCGAGUUGGUCAGCAGAAGCAGACUCUUCAUCCUCCUGUGA